AUGAAGCUGCUAGAAAUUUACAAAAUGUUUCAAAAAAGAAACUUCGGCAUUGUUUGGGACAAAAGUCUAUGGCUCGAACUAAACGUAAAUUGAAGGAGUUAGAUCCAGAAAAUUAUGAUGAGUUUGAUAUAUUUAUUAAGUGCCAUAAGAAAAAGAUGGGUCUUGGAGACUAUCCACAUGAGAAAACUCAAGACGUUUGUGUUAUUAAAAGGAUUGAGGAGCUCAGAGUUCAACUUCAAGAUGUAGAUCCAGUAACAAAAGCCCAACGAUUGAAACUAUCAACUGUUCUUGAUGAGGUAGCAGGAAAGCACCAUGGGGGAUAUGAAAGAGGAUAUGGUAUUGGAUACAAAGGAAGGACAACGAGUCACCAGUUUUCUACAUCCUAUAACGUCAAGAGUAGUAUAAACAACUCUCAACUUCAAGAAGAGCUAGAUGUUGCUAACCAGAAAAUCCAAGAGUUAUAUGCUGCUAAUAAGAAAAUUCAAGAGUUACACGAGGAGAUGCAGAAAAGAGCUGAGGAAGCGGAAAGAGAAAAGGCACGGGAAAAAGAAGAAAGAGAUUAUCAAAUGCAAGAAAUGCAAAGGAUAGUGUCUAGCUUUCAAGCCAUGGCUGGAUUAAACAGACAACCACAAUAAUUGGAUGCAGGCACAUGCAUGAUAUGGAUGGAGGUUGCAAGGCGAUGAAUGGUCGAGGGGACUCAAAUUUGCUGCAAUGGAGUGGUGGGAGAAGUCAUCGGAUUAAACAUUAUGAAUGAACAAAUUGUGAAAUUGAUAAGCUACGGCCUCAUUGAACUUUAUCGUUUGAAUACUACUUAGUCAUUGUUUAUUUCUUUACUAUCGUAUGUCAUUUGGAUAAUUUUUGUUUGUUAGAUUUGUUAUUGAGUCUUAGAAGUUUUACUGUGUAGAGUUGGGAACCUUAUAAAUUAAUGGUCCAAAUUAAAAAUUUUGUG
Messenger RNA from Asparagus officinalis (garden asparagus), 949 nucleotides. RefSeq lists its product as uncharacterized. Bases 69 to 635 code for a protein of 188 amino acids. NCBI's taxonomy places the organism in Eukaryota, Viridiplantae, Streptophyta, Magnoliopsida, Asparagales, Asparagaceae. The record is from RefSeq and is a predicted model, not a curated record. The transcript has 4 exons.